AUGAUGUCAUAUAUCGAACAACGUGAAUGGUGUUCGUCCUCGAUUUCAUCUAUAAUGUACCCCUCAGUUGUUAACAAAUCAACAGAACCUUGUCCUAUAUCAUCGUCGUCUCUUAUUACAACGUCAUUAAUCUCAAAUAAUCAUAGUACACCUAUCAGUAAUAACUCUACAUUAUCAUCAUUACAAUCAUAUGGAAAAAGAGAAAAUACAUUAACACAUAGUAUAGGUUCAUCAUUAAAUAAUUCCAAUGAUUAUUAUACACAAAAACGUAUUGAAGAAUUACAUGAACGUAUGGAUGAUAUACAAAUAUCAAGUUUUUUAAAAUUUAUUAAUUAUCAUUUAUCAUUAGAAAAAGAUGAAAAGAAAAAUUUUAUAAAUGAUUUAUCAAAAGAUUUAUGUAAUGGUCAUAUUUUAAUUGAUUUAAUUGAAAUAUUAUCAUCAACUAAAUUAAAACGUGAACAUGGUCGUACACGUUUUCAUUCAUUAACAAAUGUUCAAUAUGUUUUAGAUUAUUUAAAAUUACGUAUGCAACAUAUUGAUAUAACUCCAGAUGAUAUUGUAUCAGGAAAUCGUAAACAAAUCUUAGCAUUAUUAUGGAUUAUAAUAAGAACAUUUGACCUUCCAGCAUUUCGUAUAACAAAUAAAAAUUGUUUUGUAGAAAAAACACUUUUAGGUUUUGGACAAGAUCGUAGUACAAUUAUAAAUUGGUUAAAUAAUAUUUUAAAUCAAAGUUUAAAUACACAUGAAAUUUAUAUUAAAGAUUUUUAUAUUCAUACAUGGAAUAAUGGGUAUUAUUUAUCAAUAAUUAUUAAAUAUUUAAUACCAUUAAGUAUAAAUUAUUUAACCAACCAAUGUUUUGAUUAUUUAAAAGAAUUAGAAAAAUUAAAUUCUUAUGAUAGACAACGUUUUUUAAUAUGUUUAGAUAUUUCAAAGUAUUGUUUUAAUACAAUAACAAUUAUUGAUUUCACAGAUAAAAGUGAAAAUUGUUUAUUUAAAUAUUUUACUGAAUUAAAACGAAAUAUUUUAACUAUUCUCAAAACAAAUCAUAUCGAAAAAUUGAUUCAAAAUAAUUCUUAUGCUAAACAAGUACUUGAUACAGUCAUCCAAACAGGAACAGAACAUUCUGCGCAUAUAAUUAGUAAUAAUGAAGAAUAUUUAAGUUGUAUUGAAGAUGAUCAUCAACAAGUUUCAACAAAACAACAUAUACAAUUGCCUAUAGAUUCUAUAGGUCAUUUAACAUCAUCAUCAUCAAAUAAUACUGUUGAAUUAUCAGAUUUGCGAACAUUAGAAAGAUCAAGAUUGUUUUAUGAUGAACAACAAGAAGCAAAAUUAAAACGAAAAUAUUCUUCGGAGAAAAUUGAGGAUUUACAAAGGUAUUGUUAA
Messenger RNA from Rotaria sp. Silwood2, 1383 nucleotides. NCBI's taxonomy places the organism in Eukaryota, Metazoa, Rotifera, Eurotatoria, Philodinida, Philodinidae. The record is from the annotation of a GenBank genome assembly.